Molecule: messenger RNA, 4396 nt
Organism: Toxoplasma gondii ME49
Lineage: Eukaryota; Apicomplexa; Conoidasida; Eucoccidiorida; Sarcocystidae
Exons: 10
Coding region: 219-3953 (1244 amino acids)
Biological process (GO): ribosomal small subunit biogenesis
Cellular component (GO): nucleolus
Molecular function (GO): RNA binding
Source: RefSeq, a predicted model, not a curated record
UAAGGAUCCUUUUUUUGCAUCUAGAUCGAAGGCUCUUCUUUCCUACUCCUCGUCCCUGCUUGGUUUUUCCUGAGCUUUUUCGCUCUGCGCUCUGGCCCCACGACUCGACCUGCGCAUGCAAAGCCGGCCCGGACGUCGAUUGCAGACUGUUCUUCGACACCGGCCGUCUCCUGUCUUCGUUUCUCGACUGCGCCUGACGGGGCUCUUUCUCGGACACCAUGCGAGGUCGUCGACCUUCUCAGCAGAGGAAGAAGGCGGCGUCUCUCGGAGCCUCUUCUCUCCUUUCCUCCCUUCCUUCCUCCCUUCCCUCCUCCCUUUUUUCUCGAGGAGACAGCGUGGGGCGACGGCUUGGGAAGCGAAGAGGCAUAGAAGAAGAAGGAGGCAAAAGGAAGAGAGCGAGAGGCGGCAGAAGCGCUCGACACAACUUUCCAGAAGUAGAUCAGCAAGGCGGGAGUGACUUGGACGAACUUCCGAGCAGCGAAGCAGACCCCCGCGAGGCCCAACAAGACGGAGAAGGAUCCUUUGGCCACGAGCAAGAACUUGCAGAAACUUUGAAGAAGUCGAAGAGGGCCGUGCUGGAGCGCAAGCGGAGACGCCAUGAAGAGCGGCGACAGAAGAAGCAGAUCCAUCGCAAGCAGCAGCAACUGUGGAAGCUCGAGAGACAAAAGGCUCUCCUAGAGCGACAACUCGACAUGCAGAAGGCGGCGAUAUCUGGGGUCCGAGUCAACCAGGGAACCGGCUCUGGUGUACGUACACCCUGCGGGCCUGAAGCCGACUCCGAGGACGAAGAGGAGGACGUCUCACCGAGACGCGAGAAGAAAACACCUUCGUCUCUAUCCUCAUCUCUGUCAUCUUCUUUGUCUUCUCUCGACGUUCGAGGCAGCGUGCUGUCUGCGCUGUCGGCGAAGGACAAGAAACACACAGUGUCGGGAGAGGUGUUGCUUCUCUCCGGCGUCUCUUCGCGCUCAACUGAAGAGCAUAGGAAAGCAGAAGAGCGGCGACUCGCGCUGGACGCGGCUGGUCGACAGCUGGACGCCGAGCUGGCCUUCCUGGAGUCGAAGUUGGGAAUCGGCAAAGACAGCAGCAAAGCCGGAGAGAAGAAAAAAAAGAAGCUCGCCCAAGAACUCCUCGACGACGGAUUCGACGAGGACCUUCAGACGCUUCUCGACGACAUCCUGGGGGGAAAAGCCGAGAACCGAAAAAGAAAAACCAAGACAGACUACGACCACGACGAAGGCGAGAUGGAAGGCGAAGAGACACAGGAAGGCGCGCACGAGGAACUAGGCCGUGUGGAAGCCGAGGAAGACGAAGAAGAUGAAGAAGAGGAAGAUGAUGAAGAAGAUGAAGAAGAUGAUGAAGAAGAAAAUGAAGAAGAAGAGGAAGAAGAAGAGGAAGAAGAGGAAGAAGAAGAGGAAGAAGAAGAGGAGGAAGAAGAAGAGGAAGAAGAAGAGGAAGAAGAAGAGGAAGAAGAAGAUGAAGGUGAUGAAGAAGAUGAAGAAGAGGGGGAAGAUUUGAAACUGAAAACGGAGCAAUACUCGACGUGUGCUUCAGCCUCCGCAGGCAAAUACCUUCCUCCUCACCUUCGCAACAGAGCGCAGCGAGAGUUAUCAAAUGAAGCCGAAUUCGACGGAGACAAUCCAGGCCGAAACUCUACACGGCAGCAUGGUGCCGCGCCUGCGUCGGAGGCCUCCGACAAAGCGAAUUUUGUGGCCUCUAAACUUCCUCUUUCUUGCCUUGAAAAGGCGAGACAAACAGCGACAGACGCAGGUCGAGGCCUAACGCAGCGACUCCGGGGCUCUCUCAAUCGUGUUUCAGAGGGAAAUGUGGAAGUGAUCCUUCAGCAAAUCUCCCAGGAAGUCAAGGCUGCCCUGACACAAGUUCUCUCUGGAGCGCUUCCUGUGCCUGCUACGAGCCCGGCUUUGACGCCACGAGAUGUCCGAGGUUUACGCAGAGAGCAAGAGAUCUCUUUUUUUCAGGAGGUGAAUUGCAUUAUUGUUCGGCUGCUGAUGCAGAGCAUGGUGGAGAGCAAGUUCUCCACUGCCUCUCUCGUCGCCACGCAGACGGCGCUCUGCUGCGGCUUGAGUUGUCUCCUCGACGCGAGCCUCUGCUCUCAGCUCCUCGCGGCUCUCGGCGAGGCGUUCCGGAAGUUCUUUCCUCUUGCGCUCGCGCAGGCGGACCGCCGAACAGAGACCGGCGAACCGGUGGGAUUGUACGUUCGGCACACGCUCAUGGCGUUGUGCUUCCUCUUCGACUUCAACGUCGUCCAGCCUGCCGUCUUCCUCGGCCUUCUCCAGCGUCUCUCAGGAAAGGUAGCGACGACGAAGGAGAAGGGAGAAGCGAAGAACGGGGAGAGGAACGAACCUCUGGUGGAGUUCCAGGUGGAGUGCUUGCUGAUGGUGCUCCGUUUGGGGGGAGGGAAGCUGAGAAACGACAACCCAGUCUUGUUCAAAGAGGCCUGGAACUUCUUGAUGACAAGAGUGAAAGGCGGCGAAGGCGAAAGGGAGGUGCAGGUACACUCGGGCCGCGAGGAAAGACCUUUCGAAGAACAGACUCGCGAGGAACAAAGAGCGCGUCUCGCGCGUGUGUCUACCAGCUUCUCGGGCGCCUUGCGGCAGAGGCAAGAAGGCGAGCAGCCAGCGACGACAGGGCGCCUUCACUAUUUGGCUCGUGAACUGGAGGAGUUGAAAAACAACAAAGGGAACACGAUUCACCUCGCGUCCAAAGCCUCUCAAGAAGCUAUGCGUCGGUGGCUUCAGACAAGUCCUCUGCUGGCACAGUCGCCGCUUCGGCAGUGUGCAGGAGAAGGAAAAUCCGUUCUGGUCGGCGUGUCUUCUUGGCAAGAAGUUGAAGACGGUGUCGUUUCUGUGUCUCCGUCUUCGCACCGGCCUCCUGUCUCUCCUCACAAAUCCGUCCGAGUCGAGAAAGAGAAACAGUCUUGUUUAGGAGACACAGGAAGCGAGAAAGCUCUUCUCGAUCUCGCUGCGAAGCUACGUUUGCACUCCGAGGAGCAGAAAAAGAUUUUCUUGGCCAUCAUGAGCGCCGAAAGCCCCAACGACGCCGUCAAGCGCCUUCUUCAGCUUGUACCUCGGACCAAUAAAAAGAAGAACUUUGUCACCACGGCGGUCGCGGUGCUUCUGCACAUUUCGCUUCAGCAGUCGGCCUUCAAUCCGUUCUACGCCCUCGUCAUUGCCCGCUUGUGUGCGCGUUGCUCCUGCGCGUCUUGGGGCCGUCUGGAGGCAGAGGCUGAGCAGCCUCCUCUGUUGGGGCCUCUAGGGAGCGGCAGGGCGAGUGUGAAUCAGAGGCGAGCGCGCGGACCGUGCGCCUGCCUGCUGCCGCCAGACAAGGAAGGAAAAGUCUUUCGACGUGUGACGCAGCGAGGCCUGGCUGCGCAGAACUCCGCUGCCCACGGCUUUCCUCUCAGGAGGCUUCUGCACCUUGCGAGGCUCGAGGCAUUUCUCAUCCGCAUCGGCGUCGUCGAGCUUCGAGUUACUCGCUUCGUCAGCUUCGAGGGCGAGAAGGGCCAGGCCGACGCUCACAUGGGUCUGUCAGGGAAACUUGGCGUUUUUCUGAAAGAGCUCUGCACAGAGCUGUUGUGUUCGCCUGCGUUCGCGUCCGUCCCCCUGCCCGGCCCGAGCACGGCGUCUCCCCUGCUACCAUUCUUGUCUCUCUCUGCUCUGCCGGACGUCCGCGAGGCUUUUCUCCUCGUUCUCGAAGAUGUACUUCUGCCGGAGGCGAGAAAGAACGCAUGCAGCGAGAACGGCAAGGGAGCGAAAGAGUCUGUCAAUGCAGCGUGCAUGCCGGGGAGACAGGGGAAGUGCGUCCGCGCGAAGGGAGCCAUGUGCACACCCGCCUGCGGGAUCCGGAAGGAUGUGAUAAGCCGCGUUAUCUGGUUUAUGAAAAAACAAGAGCGAUACGAAGAAGAGGACCCCAACACCUUCGCCUUUGACGCGUAGAGAAAGGCAACGACAAGAAAGAGAGGUCAUGCAGCGCCACGAAGCUGCAACAGGACCGCGGAAAGGGAGACGAAAAGAAGGGAGACGAAAAAGACGAGGAAGAAUCAGAUGAAGAAGAAAGAGGGGGAUGGGCCGGGAAGCGUGAAGUCGCUGGAACACUUUCACGGUUCAGAAAAGGGAGGACGAACGGACGAGACAGAAAAGCGAAGAAAAUAAAUCAUUCGUCCUCUCUGCAACGAAGUCGACCGUCGAGUCUGGCGGACAAAGUCAAACACUUACCUCAAGGAAUGAAACAUCCCCUCUUUCGCGCACCAGAACAGGCGAACCGCAAAAACAACAUCUCCUACGAGAGAUGAAAAACGCGUCUCUUGGUCCGUGUUUCAAAGCUCAACAGGCAUAAAGAAAUCAACGAACCUAUGCACCCCUCCUCUUACGAAUACGUG